This is a messenger RNA of Micromonas commoda, 1416 nucleotides long. RefSeq lists its product with no specific name. Lineage: Eukaryota; Viridiplantae; Chlorophyta; Mamiellophyceae; Mamiellales; Mamiellaceae. Gene Ontology annotation, cellular component: proteasome regulatory particle, base subcomplex. Bases 1 to 1284 code for a protein of 427 amino acids. Gene Ontology annotation, molecular function: ATP binding; proteasome-activating activity; ATP hydrolysis activity. The transcript has 2 exons. Gene Ontology annotation, biological process: proteasome-mediated ubiquitin-dependent protein catabolic process. The record is from RefSeq and is a predicted model, not a curated record.
AUGGUCGAACGCAACACAGACGAAGUAGGGAAACUUGAUCCGAAAAUAAUUCCUUUGGACGCCGAUGACAUCGCGCUCCUGAAAACAUAUGGGCUUGGUCCUUAUUCGAGUUCCAUCAAAACGCUCGAAACAGAUCUUCGCAACAUCAGUAACAGAGUGAACGAACUGUGUGGGAUCAAGGAGUCAGAUACCGGGCUUGCACAGCCGAGCCAGUGGGAUCUGACCCAAGAUAAACAGGUCAUGCAAGAGGAGCAACCCUUACAGGUUGCCAGAUGCACAAAGAUAAUAAAUCCCAACACCGACGACGCUCAGUAUAUCAUCAACGUCAAGCAGAUCGCCAAGUUUGUCGUCGGGCUUGGUCAGCACGUCGCGCCCACUGAUAUCGAAGAGGGGAUGCGGGUUGGUGUUGACCGUACUAAAUAUUUUAUUCACAUCCCACUUCCUCCCAAGAUCGAUCCAUCCGUCACCAUGAUGACGGUCGAAGAGAAACCAGAUGUUACUUACAACGAUGUGGGUGGAAGCAAAGAUCAAGUCGAGAAGCUUCGUGAAGUUGUGGAGCUACCCCUCCUUCACCCUGAGAAAUUUGUGCAGCUCGGAAUCGAUCCACCAAAAGGUGUUUUAUGUUAUGGACCUCCUGGAACAGGGAAGACUUUGCUUGCGCGGGCCGUUGCGAACAGGACCGACGCAUGCUUCAUUCGGGUAAUCGGUUCGGAACUCGUUCAAAAGUAUGUCGGGGAAGGAGCGCGCCUCGUUCGUGAAUUAUUUCAGAUGGCGCGAAGUAAGAAAGCCUGCCUUAUUUUUUUUGAUGAGGUUGAUGCAAUUGGCGGUGCUCGCUUCGACGACGGGCAAGGUGGUGACAACGAAGUUCAACGAACGAUGCUUGAGAUCGUCAACCAGCUGGAUGGCUUCGAUGCCCGAGGUAACAUAAAGGUGUUGAUGGCGACUAACCGACCUGACACUCUAGACCCAGCAUUACUCCGCCCCGGUCGCUUAGACCGCAAGGUUGAGUUUGGUCUUCCUGACUUGGAAUCACGAACCCAGAUUUUUCGCAUCCACACCAGAUCUAUGGCAGUUGAGCGGGAUAUUCGUUACGAGCUUCUUUCCCGCUUGUGUCCAAAUGCUACCGGGGCCGAAAUCCACUCAGUAUGCACGGAGGCGGGUAUGUUUGCCAUUCGCCAAAGGCGAAAAACUGUUGGCGAGAAAGAUUUCCUUGAUGCCAUCGCCAAAGUCAUUAAAGGAUACCAGAAAUUUAGCUCCACGGCAAAGUACAUGCAAUACAACUAAUUUCGAAACUGCCCAGGUGAGCGAUCUCAUCCAUUUUUAAUACCAAAAGGGGUCUGACCCACCUGGAUUAAUGCAACUCGUUAGAAUAUAACGCAACAAUCCGUAUCGAUUCGCUCAUUAUUUAGUUCAUUU